Molecule: messenger RNA, 304 nt
Organism: Aspergillus glaucus CBS 516.65
Lineage: Eukaryota; Fungi; Ascomycota; Eurotiomycetes; Eurotiales; Aspergillaceae
Exons: 2
Coding region: 80-271 (63 amino acids)
Source: RefSeq, a predicted model, not a curated record
AUAUAUAGUAUUUAAAUGCAUUUAUCCCAACCAAAACGCCAAUUAAUUAACAAAACAAGCUAUCUAGGUCUAUCUGGACAUGUAUUUCUCUUAUGUCCUUCAUUUCCACAGGUACCACACUUCGGUAAAGCCCUCGUACGCGGCUGUAAAGGUGGUGAAUGCCGUCUUGGCUGGGGGGAUGCUGGAGCCAUCGGGGCCUCAAUCGGGGCCUCAAUUAGCCCAACAGCCUCCUGAACUGAAAGACCACUUCUUUCUCAAGAAUAGCAGCUGAUUGCAUACCGAUUUGGCAUGCCUUAAGAAUCUG